CUCGUCGUCAUAGCGCGAGACGUAGCGUUCCGCAUGCACCAGAGCACGCUUGCCCUCCGCUCAGAGAUCUUCCGUGAUAUCUUCUCCCUCCCCUCACCCGCGGAUCUCAACAGUGCUCCUUUGGAGACCAUCGAAGGCUUUCUUGUCGUCCGUGUUACCGACUCACUCGCAGAGAUCCGCCAUCUCUUUUUGGUCCUAUGCUGUGGCAAAAACUAUCUUGUCGACCGAGACGAAGACACCGCCGUCCCAUUUCCUGUCAUCUCCGCGCUCAUCCGGAUGACGCACAAGUACGCCGUCGAAGAAUUCCUGGAAGAAGCCCUCUCCAGACUCCAGAAGUACUAUACGAACGACUUCUCUGCGUGGCGCGACCGCGCAGCACGUGGCACACGAUACGUGCACGUCGAAGAUAACGACGCGCUCGGAGUAUAUCUUGCUCGCACGCCUAACAAACACCCCGUUCCUCCCCCGACCGCCUUCCUCGCGUACACGCAGAUCACAGACUCCUAG
Messenger RNA from Dichomitus squalens LYAD-421 SS1, 507 nucleotides. RefSeq lists its product as uncharacterized. The annotation marks the transcript as partial. Lineage: Eukaryota; Fungi; Basidiomycota; Agaricomycetes; Polyporales; Polyporaceae. The transcript is spliced from 2 exons. The record is from RefSeq and is a predicted model, not a curated record.